Molecule: messenger RNA, 3280 nt
Organism: Oncorhynchus tshawytscha (Chinook salmon)
Lineage: Eukaryota; Metazoa; Chordata; Actinopteri; Salmoniformes; Salmonidae
Product: F-box only protein 36-like
Exons: 4
Coding region: 2149-2778 (209 amino acids)
Molecular function (GO): protein binding
Source: RefSeq, a predicted model, not a curated record
ACAGGAUCCUUUGAAGUCGGAGUAGAUAGCCAGAGCGAAAUCACGAAAGCACCCGAAUGUCCAUUGAGAACGCACAACGACUGUACCAUAUAGCUAAGCUAAGAAUGACGGGAAUAAUCAAGUCAAUAAACAUUGGGUAGCUAGUUAGUUAGCCUACAGUUAACAUACUGGCAAAUUUGAUGUAUAAGUUAGUAGCCAACUAACGUUAGGUAGGUAGCUAACAUACAUACUGUUGUAAUGAUUUGCAAUAUGGUUCGUAAGGACAGCAUAGCUAACAAAUUGUCAGCCAACAUAACGUGUAAAGUAACUUAUUUGAAAAAUCAUUACUUUAUUACGUUGCUUAACAUUUGUCUUAAAUAGUUAAAACAAUGAAUUUGUAUCCGCUGUCGUACUUCGGCUGCAUAUUUUCCGCUAUUGUCUUCAUAUCGGAAAACGAUGUGAAGCCAUGCCCAUUUCCUGAAGAAUUGCAUUAGGGGCCCUAAAGUACAGAAAUAGUGUCCUCCGCGUGUAUACUUCAUAUUUUGGUGAAUUUAGUAUGACAUCUGGGAACUUUUGGCACACUAACUAUAUCCAUACUAUGACCAAUAAGCAUACUAUAUACUCAAUUCACAUCACAAAUAGUACAGUUAAUGUGGUUAGUAUAAGUAUUCGAACACGACUCAAGUGAUAUUUAGGUUUCCACCAUGGAGGUAGAAAAUCUUUGACUCAUCUUUAUAUAUGUGCACUAAUGGCUGCUUUGACACGCCCCUGAGGGCUUUCUCAUAGAGAUAGAUAGAGGACUCUAGUGCCCAAAAGCUGUUUUAGCAUGGGCAGCGCCAUUCAGUACUUUAGACAUUUUGAAAUAGUCAACUGUGCAAAGCAAAGGAUAGAGGGACAAACAGAGGGGACAGGUUUUUGGAAUGAAAUGUAGAUUUGAUUUUGGCUUGUGAUUCCUUUUGCUCCAAAUGUGUAAAUCUCCAAUAAAAUUUGUAUCAAUGAAAUAUCACAAAAAUCAAACAGGGUGGACAUUUUGUAGUCUUUGGUAUUUCCCAGCUUCUUAUUUCCCCAUCACUUCCUCUCAAAUGUGAGAAACGACCCAGAUACAGAGUAAGAAUGUGUGAAAGGCGGAACAGAAAGAGUUGUGGUUGAGAGACUGGUUAGGAGAAGUUGAACAGAAGGAGCAUGGUGCCUUGACAUUAUUGUAAACAAUGAGUGCUGGGCAAUAUCACACAUUUAAGCUCUAGAUUUCUCAGCUUACCCCUCAACCACACAUACACACACACAUCUACUCACACUUUCAACCCUAGACAAACCCAUGGCCAUUUAAUGUACCUCGUAACUCAGCAAAGAGUUGACCUGGCAAACAGGUUCUGAAAACAGUGUUGACACAUAUGACACCCACUAUGACCAGAAGCCUUUUAUUUCCCCUCAAAAUGUAGAAAUGGCCCGGAUACAGAGUAAAAAUGUGUGGAAGGCGGAACAGAAAGAGUUGUGGUUGAGAAACUGGUUAGGAGAAGUUGAACAGAAGGAGCAUGGUGCCUUGACAUUGUUGUAAACAAUGAAUGCUGUUGCCUGGCAACCCAAACUCCUUGCUCCGGCCAAACGCUACGCCACGCCCAUGGAUGUAAGUUUAUUCUCUGCAAUUAGUCUGGAUCUGAGUACCUCCCUGACGAUUUCUAGAACGCAAACACAUUCUAAAUGCUCUGAUUGGUCCCAGAAACCGAUAGGUUGGAGCAAAGCCAGAACACAUGUGGGUAAAGUAGUGUUACGAAAAUUUGUCAUUGGCUUUGAUACUCUGAUUGGUUAGAGAUAAUACAAUCACUGACAACUUUGUGUUGUACAUGACCUUUCAUUUUGACUUCACCACUAACGACUUCAACGAUGGCAGUCUCAGAUUGAAGUAUGUAGCGAACAUAGAACAGUGGAAGAAUUCAGUUUGAGUCGUCAGGAAAUGAGUGCUGGGUAAUAUCACACGUUCACUCUCCAUAUUUCUCACCCUUCCCCUCAACCACACCACACACACACACUCAAUCCUAGACAAACCCAUGGCUAUGUACUUAUUGUACCUCGUAACUCAGCAAAGAACUGGCAAACAGUAGGUCCUGAAAACAGUGUUGGCACACAUGACACCCACUCCCACACCCUCCUUGCCUGCCAGCACCUUCACACAUGCACACAAAAUAUCAUAUGAAAGUUUCUGAGGCUGUGUGUGUUAGUAGUAUAGAGAUCAUGUCUUCUCUCCUCUCAGAGUGUUUGUAUGAGAUCAGUCAACAAGCUGCACCUCCCUGUAAGGAUUACCACCAACUCACAGUCACCCAGACACAGGUGGUUUUCAAGGUGUGGAGUGUGUCCUGUCCUCUACGACACGAGAAACCACAACCUGCAGAAAACAAGAAAUCACACACAGACUUCCUACAGGAUAGCCACGCACAAGGUCACAUAGGGCGAGUGUUUGGCCCACACACUCUGGACUAUGUGGUGAACCUGUGCUGGCAUCGCUAUGACUACCUGGUCCGGCUCCCUGAUUGGCUGCUCCUGAACAUCCUGUCCUUCCUGGAGUGGGCGGAUAUUAAGAAUAUCUCCCAGACCUGCAAGAGGCUCCAACAGCUAUGCUGCAGUGAGGGAUUUUGGGCGCAGGGGACAGCUGGGGCCAGGUACGGGAAGAGUGAGGUCACUAUGGAGGGUGUGAGCCCUACUCUACAGCGCCGUCUGGUGGUGUUUCACAGAAGACAGGUGCUCUCCCGUCUGGCCCAGCAGCAGCAGCACAACAAGAGGAAGAACAGUGUCUGGCACCUGUGAAAGAGUUAGCCUGGUCACGCAGCGCUCUCGUUUCGUUUAAAUUCAACAGAAUGUCAGCUAUCGCACGAUCAGGCAGAUUUCACCAGAACACAUGUGAGAGGGACAGAGGAGCAAAGUCUGUCUGUCUGUCUGUCUGUCUGUCUGUCUGUCUGUCUGUGUGUCUCUCAAACACUUUCAAGAUAUUUUAUUAUCAUCUAUUACAUGUCCAUGACCUGGAAAAUAGUUAUGUUAGGCACAUAUGGCAGAGUUAGUUUACAUAUGUAGUGUAGCUGCCUGUCAGUGUUUUGAAUGGCCAGCAGGUGGUGAUAUUAAGCAGAAAUCAGAGCGCCUCAUAAAUUUGAUUCACUAAUAGGUGUAGCCUGCUGUAGAACAUGUGUGCUCAACUAGGGGAAGAGGUAUUGCUACUCCAAAACCUUUUAAUGGUUAUAAUGAUACAUUGCUAAUGUUGUUUGUGUUUUUGGUCUCAAAUGAUAGAAUAAAGAACAUACGGCACGAUCACCUA